AUGAUUGCUUGGUGGGCUGGUGUCUGGACAACCCAAAAAAAGACAGGCUCACCGGAAAGUAAAUUUGUGCUCAAGAAAGCCUUGCAGAAGAAGAAAAAGGGGAAAAAAGGGGGGUCCUUUGAGGCUUUCUUUGCGGACGAAAAUAAUAUCAAUACGAGCUGGAGCUGGCUCGUGGGUGCCAUGUGGCAGGAAGGAAUGUCCUUCCAACCCCGGCAAAGCUCAAAAUGUCUCAAUUUCGUCAUGAUAAUUAUUCGGUCAACCGCUCGGGUGCUUGCAAAAGAGAAGAAAGGGUCAAGGGGAUCGAAAAACGAGUGGACGAAAACGACCGGCAAUGCAGGAAUGUGGCUGCCGGAAUUUAAGAUUCGAGACAUGCGAGCUUCAGGCCAGCGCGCUUCAAUUGGCGGGGAGAAGCGAGAGUCCUUUAUGCCACCUUAA
This is a messenger RNA of Uncinocarpus reesii 1704, 435 nucleotides long. RefSeq lists its product as uncharacterized. Bases 1 to 435 code for a protein of 144 amino acids. Lineage: Eukaryota; Fungi; Ascomycota; Eurotiomycetes; Onygenales; Onygenaceae. The transcript has a single exon. The record is from RefSeq and is a predicted model, not a curated record.